Messenger RNA from Colletotrichum siamense, 735 nucleotides. RefSeq names its product Alkaline ceramidase 3 (gene Acer3). The record is from RefSeq and is a predicted model, not a curated record. The transcript has 3 exons. Gene Ontology annotation, biological process: ceramide catabolic process; ceramide biosynthetic process. NCBI's taxonomy places the organism in Eukaryota, Fungi, Ascomycota, Sordariomycetes, Glomerellales, Glomerellaceae. Gene Ontology annotation, cellular component: endoplasmic reticulum membrane. Bases 1 to 735 code for a protein of 244 amino acids.
AUGCCGUUCUCAUUGCCAUCCAUACCCUACCCACCUUCUGGGGAUGGUGUUUGGAAUCCUGUGACGGCAACCAUAAACUGGUGUGAGGAAGACUACUACGUCUCACCAUACGUGGCCGAGGUUGUAAAUACGUUCACCAAUGCCAUUUUCGUGUACUUGGCAUUGGUUGGAAUUUCCAGCUGUGUCAGAAACAAGCACCCUGGUGUAUUUCUCGUUGCAUACAUCGGUUACAUGAUAAUCGGUGUGGCCAGCAUCUUCUACCACACCACCUUGAAGUACUGGAUGCAACUGUUCGACGAGCUGUCUAUGAUAUACACCACAUGCAUCCUCUUCUUCGCAGUGUUUUCCCAUGGCAAAUCUGCCCUAGGCCAAACUCUCCUUGGCCUCUUCGUCACCAGCUUAGCGGUCUUCAUCACAGGUUACUACCACUAUCUCGGCGACCCGGUGUUCCACCAAGUCAUGUUCGGUAUUCUCACUGCUACAGUGGUGUUUCGAAGUCUCUACAUCAUGGAGAAGAUCCUACGGCCCAAAUUCAAAGCUCAAAGCAAGUCUGAACACCUUGAUGUAGACCUUCUCAAGACCAUGUGGACCCUGAUUACAUGUGGUCUAAGCGCCAUAGCAAUCGGCUUCCUGACAUGGAAUCUCGACAACAUCUUUUGCUCACAGCUGCGCGCCUGGCGUCGCGAACUUGGCUUGCCUUGGGGCGUGCUUCUCGAGGGCCAUGGAUGGUGGUGA